UCCGCGGGGACUCAUGCCACGCGUGUCCCAGCCCGGCGCGCAAUUAGCAGCCGCCUCCGCAGCCAGCCGCCACCGCCUCCCCGCUCUCCCGGGUUGCCGCGGUCAGGAGCUCCCGCCGUCGCCUCGCUCGGGCUGCCGGCAUUGUCCUCCGGGUCCGCCGCCAAGGCUGUUGCUGCUCUGCCGCCGCCACCGCCGCGGACUGCUGCGGGGCCCCGGACCCGUGCCCCACGCACCCGCUGCCGGCCUGGCGCGGGGUCCCCGCGUGGUGACUUGUGCGCCGUGCGCUCGGGGGCCACUCGCUCCCGGGUUUUCCUGCGUGGCUGAGGAAGGGGAGAAGCCCACCCGCCGAGCCCAGCCCUCCCAGGCGCGCAGCCCCGACGGGGCCGCGGCAGGCGUGGUGCGAGCGCCGACAGAGCCAUGAGAGAGUACAAAGUGGUGGUGCUGGGCUCGGGCGGCGUGGGCAAGUCCGCGCUCACGGUGCAGUUCGUGACCGGCUCCUUCAUCGAGAAGUACGAUCCGACCAUCGAGGACUUCUACCGCAAGGAGAUCGAGGUGGACUCGUCGCCGUCGGUGCUGGAGAUCCUGGACACGGCGGGCACCGAGCAGUUCGCGUCCAUGCGGGACCUGUACAUCAAGAACGGCCAAGGCUUCAUCCUCGUCUACAGCCUGGUCAACCAGCAGAGCUUUCAGGACAUCAAGCCCAUGCGGGAUCAGAUCAUCCGCGUGAAGCGGUACGAGCGCGUCCCCAUGAUCCUGGUGGGCAACAAGGUGGACCUGGAGGGCGAGCGCGAGGUGUCGUACGGCGAGGGCAAGGCCCUAGCCGAGGAGUGGAGCUGCCCCUUCAUGGAGACCUCGGCCAAAAACAAAGCCUCGGUGGAUGAGCUGUUCGCCGAGAUCGUGCGGCAGAUGAACUACGCGGCGCAGCCCAACGGCGACGAGGGCUGCUGCUCCGCCUGCGUGAUCCUCUGAGGUGCCGGCCGCCGCCGCUCGCCAUGCUCUGCGCACAAAAGCCAAACGCACCCGACUCUCUUCAUGUGAUUUCUUUUCUUGCUUCGAGAUUGGAGACGACUUUGCAUUGGCCGGGAUGCCCCGGGAACCCCGUUGGCUUCCGUGGCCAGGAUCCCCUGCCUUCACCCUGUGUCCGAGGGGGUGUCCCGUCCUGACCAUCCGAAACCCUGGUGGAAAUGUGGGUCUUUGCAGCAUGUACGUUUCUCAUUGAUUUCGGUCGACGCAUAUUUCCCCGUGCAAGUAGCCGUGAAGGCGCUGUAUUGGCAGCUUGACACCCGGCUAUCAAAAGUUUCAAGCCUGGAAAAAAUGAUGGGGAAGGGGAGAAGUGGAGAGGAAGAAGGUUGGGUGUUCUCUCUCUCUUUCUUUCUCUUUUUCUCUCUCUCUCAGUCUCGCUCUCACUCACUCAUUUUCUAGUUCGAAGUUUUAAAUACAUGGAAGAAAGGUCGGGAAAACCAUAUGAAGGAGCAGGAGGAGGGGAAGAAACUUUUGUUUUUUCCCUUGUUUUCCAGGAGUAGCUGGAAAUUAAGAUCGGGUUCCUUUUCUGCCAGCUUGGAAGGGUAACCCCGUGCGUGACUGAUUGCGAUUCGAGGAUGUCUAUGCAAAGUUGGAUUCUUGUUACAGUAUAUCCAAUCUGAAGUAUUGCACAUCUGAACUGGGACUGUUAACACUGAUGCCAAUACAGUGUGGGUUGCCAGAAAGUGUCUGCUGAUAUUUGUGGAAAAAAAA
Messenger RNA from Castor canadensis (American beaver), 1734 nucleotides. It is a transcript of the gene Rap2b, whose product is annotated as RAP2B, member of RAS oncogene family. Gene Ontology annotation, cellular component: membrane. Gene Ontology annotation, molecular function: GTP binding; GTPase activity. Gene Ontology annotation, biological process: Rap protein signal transduction. The record is from RefSeq and is a predicted model, not a curated record. NCBI's taxonomy places the organism in Eukaryota, Metazoa, Chordata, Mammalia, Rodentia, Castoridae.